Messenger RNA from Suricata suricatta (meerkat), 10273 nucleotides. It is a transcript of the gene ARHGEF12, whose product is annotated as Rho guanine nucleotide exchange factor 12. Gene Ontology annotation, biological process: Rho protein signal transduction; G protein-coupled receptor signaling pathway. The transcript is spliced from 41 exons. Gene Ontology annotation, molecular function: GTPase activator activity; guanyl-nucleotide exchange factor activity; G protein-coupled receptor binding. NCBI's taxonomy places the organism in Eukaryota, Metazoa, Chordata, Mammalia, Carnivora, Herpestidae. The record is from RefSeq and is a predicted model, not a curated record. Bases 880 to 5511 code for a protein of 1543 amino acids. Gene Ontology annotation, cellular component: cytoplasm.
CGAGGGCCCCGAGACCCGGUGAGCCAGUCCUGCGCUCCGAGUGGUCGCCCUCGUCGUGCCGCCGCCGGCCUCCGGGGCCAGUGCUUCGAGGCCGGCCCGGACAGGAACCUCCCGCCCCCCGCGGGAACCGCCGCCUACCGGCGCGUCGGGGGAGGAGCCGCCGCCGCCGCCCGUGCCGACUGCGGAAGAGUCCGGGCCUCCCAGGGAUGGGGAGCAGCCCGCGGCGCUGAGAGACCUGGUUCCUGUCACCUCAGGCUGCGGGACCUCCUCCCCCGGCGCCCGCGGUCGUCCCAGCGCCCGGAGCCUGGUGGGGGCGGCGAGGAAGACGAGAGGGGUCCCCCAGCCCGGGGACAUGGGGCCGCGCGAGCCUGGCGCGGGACGGCCCGAGACGCUGCCUAGGCUGCGGCCACGAGCGGCCGGCAGCCCCCGGUAGUGAGCUAAGACCACAGCGGCCGACCCCAAGGCGGCGGGGACUCGCGGGCCCCCGAGACUCCGGAGGAGGAGCCGACACCCAGCCCCGAGCUGAUCCCGCCCCGGCCUCGGAGGGACUCCCGGGCCCCUUCGCUGCGGCUCGCCGACUUCCCUCCGUGACGGAGUUUUCUCCUUGUGCCUUCCCGAGGAUCGCUCGCUAGCCCUAGAACUCGCCUUCCGGCAGACUCUCUCGGGUUGUUUUGGGGAGAUACUCUGUUUUGCUUCGACCUACAUCCCCGUUCCUUGACCCCUUCCAGGCGGCCGUUCUAGAUGACUGAAUGGAGUUUUGAGUCGGACUUUUGUGUCCCUUGCGGAGUCGGGCCUGAUCCCAGAGCACUGGGGGUGGGGUGGAGGUGUUACUGUAAAAUGCAAGUUGGAUAAAAGAAGGACUUCUCGCCAAGGGCCCCAAUGAGCGGCACACAGUCUACUAUCACCGACAGGUUUCCCCUCAAAAAACCUAUAAGGCAUGGAAGUAUUUUGAACCGAGAGACACCAACAGAUAAGAAGCAGAAAGUUGAGCGCUGUGCAUCACAUGAUUUUGAUCCCACAGAUAGCUCCUCCAAGAAGACAAAGUCUAGUUCAGAGGAGAGUAGAUCCGAGAUAUAUGGUCUUGUUCAGCGUUGUGUGAUCAUCCAGAAGGAUGACAAUGGAUUUGGGCUGACGGUCAGUGGAGACAAUCCAGUCUUCGUACAGUCUGUCAAAGAAGAUGGAGCAGCCAUGCGGGCUGGAGUACAGACAGGUGAUCGAAUCAUCAAGGUGAAUGGUACAUUGGUGACUCAUUCAAACCAUUUGGAAGUGGUGAAGCUAAUCAAAUCUGGUUCCUAUGUAGCUCUCACUGUUCAGGGACGCCCACCUGGGUCGCCCCAGAUUCCACUUGCUGAUUCUGAAGUAGAGUCAUCAGUCAUUGGACAUAUGUCUCCCAUCAUGACAUCCCCUCAUUCACCUGGAGCCUCUGGAAACAUGGAGAGAAUCACUAGUCCUGUGCUCAUGGGGGAGGAAAACAAUGUGGUUCAUAACCAGAAAGUAGAGAUUCUGAGAAAAAUGUUACAGAAAGAACAGGAACGGCUGCAGUCAUUGCAGGAAGAUUACAACCGAACACCUGCCCACAGAUUGCUAAAAGAGAUCCAAGAGGCCAAGAAACACAUUCCUCAGCUGCAAGAGCAGUUAUCCAAAGCCACAGGCUCUGCUCAGGACGGAGCUGUAGUUACAUCCUCCAGGUCUUCAGGUGACACCCUGGCAGUCAGCGAGGUAGAAGCAGACCCUGGUGACGGAUUGGGGAGAAUUGACUACAGCAGCGGAGACGCUUCUCGGCCCAGUAGUGACAGCGCAGACAGUCCCAAGAGUGCCCUGAAAGAGAGGAUUUAUCUAGAGGAAACCCCAGAGAAAAGUGAAGUGAUUCAGGACACUGAUACCCAGUCACUCAUCGGGAGUCCCUCUCCCCGUAUGGCACCUCAUAUUAUUGGAGCAGAGGAUGAUGAUUUUGGUACUGAACAUGAACAGAUCAAUGGGCAGUGCAGCUGUUUCCAGAGCAUUGAACUGCUAAAAUCUCGCCCUGCGCACCUGGCUGUAUUCUUACACCAUGUAGUUUCACAAUUUGACCCUGCAACAUUGCUCUGUUAUCUCUAUUCAGACCUAUAUAAGCAGACCAAUUCCAAGGAGACUCGUCGUGUCUUCCUCGAGUUUCAUCAAUUUUUCCUGGAUCGAUCUGCGCACCUGAAAGUUUCUGUUCCUGAUGAAAUAUCAGUAGAUCUAGAAAAAAGAAGACCUGAGCUUAUACCUGAGGAUCUCCACCGCCACUAUAUCCAGACUAUGCAGGAAAGAGUCCACCCAGAAGUUCAGAGGCACUUGGAAGACUUUCGGCAGAAACGUAGCAUGGGACUGACCUUGGCUGAAAGUGAACUGACAAAACUUGACGCGGAGCGAGACAAGGACCGGGUAACUUUGGAGAAGGAACGGGCAUGUGCGGAGCAGAUUGUUGCCAAAAUUGAAGAAGUGCUGAUGACUGCUCAGGCUGUAGAAGAAGAUAAAAGUUCAACAAUGCAGUAUGUCAUCCUUAUGUACAUGAAGCAUUUGGGAGUAAAAGUGAAAGAACCUCGAAAUUUGGAGCACAAACGAGGUCGGAUUGGAUUCCUUCCAAAAAUCAAGCAAAGUAUGAAGAAAGAUAGAGAAGGCGAAGAAAAAGGGAAGCGCAGAGGAUUCCCCAGCAUCCUGGGACCCCCAAGGAGACCCAGCCGUCACGACAACAGUGCAAUUGGCAGAGCUAUGGAACUACAGAAGCAGCGGCACCCUAAGCACUUAUCCACGCCGUCUUCUGUGAGUCCUGAGCCUCAGGACUCUGCCCGCUUGCGCCAGAGUGGGUUAGCAGGAGAAGGAACAGACAUUGGGUACCUGCCAGCCAACUCCGUGUCCUCUGGGGCUUCUGGGGCCACUCUUUCCCAGGAAGGUGGGAAGGAGAAUGAUCUGGGAUCAAAGCAAGUUGGAGAAACCCCCACGUCCGGAGACGGCAUGGACAGCGCCCCCCGCACUCCCAAUACCAUCUUUGAUUUCCCGCCGCCCCCGUUAGACCAAGUGCAGGAGGAGGAGUGGGAGGUGGAAAGGGUGCCUGAACAUGGGACACCAAAGCCCUUUCGAAAAUUUGACAGCAUAGCUUUUGGAGAAAGUCAAAGUGAGGAUGAACAGUUUGAAAAUGACUUAGAGACAGAUCCACCCAACUGGCAGCAGCUGGUUAGUCGAGAAGUGUUACUGGGACUAAAGCCUUGUGAGAUCAAAAGGCAGGAAGUAAUUAACGAAUUGUUCUACACUGAAAGAGCUCAUGUUCGAACACUGAAGGUUCUUGAUCAAGUGUUCUAUCAGCGAGUGUCCAGAGAAGGAAUUCUGUCACCUUCGGAACUACGGAAAAUUUUUUCAAACUUGGAAGAUAUUCUUCAACUUCAUAUUGGAUUGAAUGAGCAAAUGAAGGCUGUUCGAAAGAGGAAUGAGACCUCAGUUAUUGAUCAGAUUGGGGAAGAUCUGCUGACCUGGUUCAGCGGACCAGGGGAGGAGAAGUUGAAACAUGCUGCUGCCACCUUUUGCAGUAACCAGCCUUUCGCCCUAGAAAUGAUCAAGUCUCGUCAGAAGAAGGAUUCCCGGUUUCAGACUUUUGUGCAGGAUGCUGAGAGCAAUCCACUGUGUCGUCGUCUGCAGCUGAAGGAUAUCAUUCCUACCCAAAUGCAGAGGCUUACUAAGUACCCUCUUCUGUUAGAUAAUAUUGCCAAAUACACAGAAUGGCCAAUGGAAAGGGAGAAGGUGAAGAAAGCUGCAGAUCACUGUCGUCAGAUCCUAAAUUAUGUAAACCAGGCUGUCAAGGAGGCAGAAAACAAGCAGCGCCUGGAAGACUAUCAGCGUCGCCUUGAUACCUCCAAUCUGAAGUUGUCAGAGUACCCAAAUGUGGAAGAGCUCAGGAAUUUGGAUUUAACGAAAAGGAAGAUGAUUCAUGAAGGGCCGCUGGUCUGGAAGGUGAAUCGGGAUAAAACUAUUGAUCUGUACACAUUGCUGCUGGAAGACAUUCUUGUAUUGUUACAAAAACAGGAUGACAGACUGGUGUUAAGAUGUCAUAGUAAGAUUCUGGCGUCUACGGCUGACAGCAAACACACAUUUAGCCCUGUCAUUAAGUUGAAUACGGUGCUGGUUCGGCAAGUGGCAACAGAUAACAAAGCUUUGUUUGUCAUCUCCAUGUCAGACAAUGGAGCCCAAAUUUAUGAACUGGUGGCUCAGACAGUUUCUGAAAAGACUGUGUGGCAGGACCUUAUCUGUCGGAUGGCCGCCUCAGUGAAGGAACAGUCGGCAAAGCCUAUCCCACUGCCCCAGUCACCGCCGUGCGAAGGAGACAAUGAUGAAGAAGAGCCUCCGAAAUUAAAAGUGGAGCAUCAUAGCAUUUCAGUCCCUGGUCUGCAGAGUCCAGACAGAGAUUUGGGAUUAGAGUCUCCCUUAAUAACGUCAAAACCUCAGUCUCAUUCACUGGGUGCCUCUGGGAAGUCUGAGGUAGCUGAUCUGUUUGUGGCUGAGAGACAGUUUGGUAAGGAGCAGCACAGCGAUGGGACCCUGCAGGAAGCUGGAGCAAGUUACCUGGACCCAGUCCCAGAGCCGCACUCUCCUGCCUCAGAAGAACGGUGGGCGUUGGACGCACUAAGGAAUCUGGGAUUGCUGAAGCAGUUGCUUGCACAACAGCUGGGUCUGGCUGCGAAGAGCACUCGGGAAGACUGGCCGCAUUUCCCGAGAUCCAGGACAGCGUCUUCAGGGGCGCAGACUGACCAGGGGACCCAGAACUCUGAAAAUAGUAAGGCCUGUCCUCCCCGUGAAGGACAGAUGUCCUUUAGAACUGAAAGUGGUGACCUUUCCACUUGUUACAGUCCACGGACUUCAACUGAAUCUUCUGCUCCACGGGAUUCAGUGGUACUGGCGUUCCAAGAUAGCCAGGCAAGUAACAUUUUAGUAAUGGACCACAUGGUUAUGACCCCAGAGAUGCCUCCUGCAGAGCCAGAAGGGAGUCUUGAUGAGAGUGGAGAGCACUUUUUUGAUGCCCGGGAAGCACAUAGUGAUGAUAAUCCAUCAGAAGGCGACGGAGCGGUUCAGAAGGAAGAGGACGUUAAUUUGCGCAUCUCAGGAAACUACUUGAUCCUGGACGGCUACGACGCGGUGCAGGAGAGCUCCACAGACGAGGAAGUGGCCUCCUCGCUUCCCCCGCUGCCCACAGCAGGCGCCCCCCCCACAGACUCUGCCGGCCAGCAGCAGCAUUCUCCCCAGAACGCCCAUUCCGAUGGGGCGCUCUCCCCGUUCACCCCGGAAUUCCUGGUCCAGCAGCGCUGGGGAGCUAUGGAGGAUUCCUGUUUUGAGACCCAGAGUCCCCUGUCCUGUGCAGAUUCCCAAAGCCAGAUCAUGGAAUACAUUCGUAAGAUCGAGGCUGACCUCGAACAUUUAAAGAAGGUGGAGGAAAGUUACAACAUUCUUUGCCAAAGGCUGGCUGGAUCAGCCCUCACAGACAAGCACUCAGAUAAAAGUUAGAGCCGCGUGUCCUGGAGGUGACUGAAGGUUGUUGGAUUUUGAGCGUCGGCCUUGUAUCACCCAUCCUGGCUCCACUGUGGGCGCGGAGAAGAGUGUGUGACAGAGGGUCUGCCAGUGAACCCCCAACCCCCAGGACAGUCCCGUGCCCGGCGCCCAGAGCAGGACUAGUUCUUCACAGUCUGGCAGCUGCUCUCGUCUGUCAGUGAGGGAGUAUUCGUUCUCUCACUCCGCUCUCCUCACUAUCGGAAAUUCAUUUUGAUUCACAACAGAAACCAAAUGUAUAGAGCUUUGGGUGUAGGAUAUGAAAUUUUACUUAGACUUAAGAAAAAGAGAAAAUCAGAUGUAUUUAUUUGACUUCAUUCCGUAUUUGAAAGCACAUUUUAAUUUUUAUUUUGCCAUGUUUUGUUUGAGUAGUGAGAGUUUUAGCCUUUGUAUUUAGUACGCCCAAGAGUCAGUUGCUCCUGAAACCGAGAGUUCAGGAUGAGGUGUUCGGAGGUUGGGUAGAGAGGUGAAGGAGAGGGAGACGUCAGCGGGGGAAGCGAGGAGCAUCUGGCUUCCACUAAACUGUACUCCACACCCUCUGCUGCCCAGUAGGCAUCUUCCCACGGCUCCUGUGUGCAGAGGACUUGAACCGUGGGCUACCCAGGCGGGCGGAGAGCUGUUCCCACGUGAGACAAGCCCCUCUUCUCUGUAGCUGGGAUCAACCCCCAGGAACAGAAAUCCUCAGUAUACUAAAGAGCAGGCACUUGAAAAUGGGUGUGUUUUCUUCUUGUCUUCUUUUCUAUUGAGGGUAGGGAUUUGGGAGGGAGAGGAAAGCAAAUUUUAUUUUCUUGGCUAUAAAUUUGCUAUUAUUGGUAUUGUUUCAUUUUUAUAAUUAUACAUUAGACUUUGGCACUUGGGUAAAAUGAUCCCUGCAGAUUGAGCAGGAAGUAAAAACAAACGGAGAUGCUUCAGAUGGUGGCAGGGGUGGGGGUGCUGAGGAAGGGGGGAUGGGCGCGGGGAGAAGAGUUUGGGAAGGCUGUCUAACGGAAUCACUACUGAGUUGAACCAUGGCUAUCACUAGCCACGGGUACUGCUGAAUAUAAGGCCAGUAAAAUUUUAGUACCUGGAGGUUUGACUCUUAAUACUAAUUUUGCACUGAUGGUGCCAAAGGGCUCUCUGAGUUCAGAGGAGAGCCGCGAGUGGAGUGGAGAGAGAUGAGGUGGAGAAGGCAGAGCCGCGCAAACCGGCUCCAGAAGCACGUCCUCUGACUUCACUGCCGGAGCUUUUUCCACACUGGUGCAUGACCAACCUUAAAGUUGCAGACCAGAGCAUACACUGGAUACUGUGGGCAAGGGGUUGCCAACUGCCUGCUCUAGAAUGAAUUGUCAUAUUGGCUGCCCCCUGCCGAGGGUAAAUGUGUCAGAAUUCUAACUUUGGAACUCCUUCAGUGAUAUUGGCUUUCUGUGGUUUUCUUUGUGCAUCAGGUAUAUGUGUUUUGGAGUAUUUUUGCCGACUAACGCUAAAUCAUUGGUCAAGUCUUCAAAUUCUGUCACUACAUAGAGAGUACCUCCACUGAUCAUUUCAGUAGUGCCCUCUGAACUCUCUGGGUAAUCAGGAUAUAAUUUUACUCUUCCCUGCACUCUCCUCGCCAGUGGUAAGGACGCCCUACUUCUUUUAUAAACCCCACUACAACUUAGCAAGCUCAUCUAGGUCCAGAUUCCUGUUCCCUGCUUUUUUCAAAUCUGACCUGUGUUUUGAAGUAGAUAAAUUUGGACUGUUGGACCUCAUCUGUAAAUUAGAAUUAUAUUUCGAGUCGUAGACCAAGUAUAAAUUAAAUCUGAGUGAGAUUAAAAAGUUUAGAAGCAGAAGCUAGUUAAGUGAAGCUUGGGACUUGAACUUUCUGUAUCUCUUACAAGAAGCCAGUGGAAGCACAUGGUUACGUUGUGCAGCUGGAAAUGGUGUCGUCACUCUCAACUAAAAGGGUAACGCACCCACAGCCACCUGACACCAGUGUCAUCAGCAAGCAUUUAAUCAGGAGAAAGGUAACUGUAAGUGGGACUUUUACCUUACAUUCAGACAGCACACGAUAAUCCCAUAAUUCUCCGGCACUCACCAGAAGCUUUGUAGGUUAGCAAAGUGUUGGUUUCUCUUCUAGCUCAGCCAGUAUAUCUUGUCCUUAAAAACCAUUUGCUUUUCUUUUCCUGCAAUUGAACCUCUCCUUGGAAGAGGGCUAACUGGAAAAAUACAGUGACCAUAGCUCUAGUGCUUCCAAAUAAAUUCAUAUCUGGAUUUUCAAAUGAAGCCCCAAAACAAAGGCUGAGUCUGAAAAGAUUCUGCAAUUUUGAGUGUGUUCCUUUGAUCUCACCAGCCUACCUCCUUCCCUCCUCCUUCCCAGCAUUGCCUCCUCCACCUCCCAUUUUUUGGGCCAUUAUAAUCACAGCCAUUUUACUUUGAAAUAGUAUCUGCCUUUCAGGAUGAUGGAAUUAGAUGUUCAUACUGUCCUUGAGUGACGGUGGUCACCAUCAAAGCUGUUUUCUCUCACGUUACCUGACUAGAAUCUGGACUCAAGGGUGGUGAACACAGCCACCUUCCCAGAGCAGGAGGGCUGGGUGUUAGCCAUCGAAGUGACCUGCCGCGGCCCUGUGCUCUCUCCCGUGGGCCUGAAGGCUCCUUUGCUGUUAAGUGGCAAAUUACAUUUGGAGUGCCUCCUUCCUUCUCAGAGAACAGAGUUAAUCAAGGCAAAUCAGCAAGCCCCCAGCGUGCUAUAAUUUAAAAUCAUGAUUACAGCCCUGGAAGCCAUAUAUUUUGCAUACUUUAAAAUCAGCUAACUUGGACUUGCUUGAGUUAUCUUGGCUUUUAGAACCGAAACUGUAACUAUUCUGUCGUACUGUGAGAAGGCAUAUUUCAUUAGCUUUCUGGCUUCCCAUUCCCCAAAACAACUGCUAACCACUGUUUAAAACACUUUUUAUUUUAUUUUUUUUUGGAGGAGAGAGGGGGAACCAAAUGUGAGAGUAAAGGAGAAAAGCUUAUUUUUUCUUCUUCUUAGAAGCUAGAGAAAAUAAGGCUUCCUGCGAGUUGUCUUUUACUUGCAUGCUUUUCUUUUGAUGUUGGUAAAUUUGGGGAACUACAUGGAGCUUCUGUAUUUCAAACUGGAAACUGUCUUCUCUGAAGGUGGUAUGCGAUGUUAUUUUGCACUGCUAGAGCUUUGGUCAACAUUUCCUUCCGUCCGUGCCACAGAAAGCACCGUUGAGAGUUGUGCACAGAGGACCUCAGAAUACAAAAUCGGCAGCACCUUCUCGUCACCUUUCUGCUGGCUGGUUCUUUCCCUCUUCUGUUACAAUUUUUGUUUUAAAUCAUGUUUUUUUGGGUUUGGUUUUGGUUUUUUUUUUCUGACUGUUCCACCCCAUUACAUUGAUCUGCAAAAUUGUUCCUUCUUCGAGAAAAGAGUUUCUUUUGCCUCGUUCCUUAUGCCUUCCCCACUGGUACUGAUGGUUUUGAUAAUAAAUUGGUAGAAAAACAACGUACCUCUUCGAAGGAAGCCCUGUCGGCCAUUUCCGAGUGCCAAUGGCUAAGCGGAUAUACUGCAAAAAUGGUAACUGUAAUGUGCACACUAUUGGUUAUUUUUAAUAAGCCUCUUCCUACUAGAACAUUUUAUUUUCCUUGUUCACCAUACAAUCAUGUACUCUUUAACAGAAAUUACUUUUUAAAAAAUCUGGAACUAUCUUUAAAAGAACUUUAUUAAUAAUCAUGUAUUUUUACUGAUCACAUUUUGAAAUGCCUAAAAGACUUUAUUCUAAUUAUCCAGAUGUACCUUUGUAAAAUAGCUCUUUUAUGAAUUAGCUGAUAAGGCUGUAUGUUUCUGGAACAAAAUAUUGGUCAUCUAAAAACUUUCUGUUUUCUGGGGUCUGGGAAAAUAGAAAAUGAGAGUUCAAAUAUUAAAUAUGCUUAAAGGAACCAAGUAUGUGGCUUUUUAUUUAUAUUCUUGUUAAUUUGUCUCCUACAAGUUACGUAGAAAAGUUUAGGCCCCAAGGAGGCCAUGGCUGGCAGGCCACAGCCUCGCCUGCCUGUUGGAGCGCCUUCCCUGGCUGGAAGAGCCUGCUGUGUCUGUGAUGGGGGAGCGUCUGUGUGGACCCCCAUGGCGGGGAGGUGGGGGCAGCGUCUGGGGCAGCGCUUGUGCUUCCUAACUGCUGUAUUGAGACAUAAUUCACCUUUCGUACAAUCGCUCAUUUAAUGUGUACAGUUCAGUGAUUUUGGGGUAUGUAUUUUUUAAAUUGUAAAACAAUGUAACAAAAUUUGUCAUUUUAACCAUUUUUUAAGUGUAUAAAUCAGUAGGAUUAAUGAGGCAGCUUUUUCACUUGAAAAUGACUUUGGUUUAAUGCUACCCUAAAUGAAAAUACGAUGUUUUUAUUACCAUUCUUAUCCCCAAUGCUGGACUUCCUAAGGUAGCAAUAUUUCUUUGCUUUUAUGGAUCCCAUUUCAGUUUUGGGGCUUUUUGGUCUGUUGGUUUUGACAUAGAGGUAUCAUUCGACUUAUUCUUGGGAUGAUAGUUUAGGGGCACAUUUGGCUGAUAGACCUAAUAAGCAUGACAAAAAAUGCUCAGUAUUUUGCAGAAGUUUUUAGUUAAGCCUUUUAAUACCCAAAUGUACUUUGCAGAAAUUAACCUGUUUGUACUUGUGGCUGUGUUUAUGAGCAUAAUCGGUAGGGAAACGCAUGCCUGUUCCAUUCCCACUUGCUCCAUCUUCUAAGAAGAGUGGCAAAAAUAAAAUCCUGUCUUUGCAUA